AUGUCUAAAAUCGACGAAGUCUGGAUCCUAUUCGACGUAGCUUCGACAAUUAAACGACAAUUACUAACCGGCCUACUACAAUUCACAACAUACCAAUGGCUGAAGAACCCGAUGAAAUACAAUUACAAAUUAUUAUUAAUUAACACCGAAUCGACGAAAAAUAUCAAUAAUAUCCCCAAUAUUUGCCUAAUCGAAACAUCCAAAAGAUACGAUCCAAAAUUCAUCGAGACAUCCAUCGAAGAAUCCCAACCAACGGAUUCCCCCACAGCCAACUUUGAAGCUUUGAAUAUCGCUAUAGACUAUUUAAAACGUUGCCAGGACAACAAAUCAAUCCUCACGCGUCAGAUAAUUUAUUUCACGAGCCUCGAACACCGAAAUUCCAACACAAACGAUCUACUAAUAGAUAAAAUAAUCAAAAGAAUCAACAAAUACCAAAUUUAUUUGUACUUUAUCGGCCCCGAAGUGGACCUGCCGUAUCCCAUAACCCAUCCGGAGAUGAUCUACGAAUGCAUGGCAGACUUGAUGAUAGACGAAUCCAAGGAGAACCUGAUGAUAGCCAGUAAGAUCGUUAAAGGAACUAAUUAUAGUGUUAUGUGCAGAGUGGAAAUCGGGACGCCCCAUUUGUUGUUGUCUUUUAAAUUGUCCCAAGGGACGAAGCCCUGGAAUGAGCCCCUUUCGUUUGGGGAGAAUUUUCAGGUACCUGUGAAGAGUUUUAAAAUUAUCAGAAAAGACUUGAACAUCAAGAUAGUCCGAGAGAAAACUACAAAAAAAAUAAGAGUUUUAGCCGAUAAUUUAGACGAAAUUGUGGCCGAAGAGGAUUUAGUAAAAGGCCGCGUCUUAGCCGGACGAUUUUUACAAAUCGAUCCAGCUCAAUUUCGUCCGGAUACGAAAAAAUGUCUGGACGUUUUGGGAUUCGUUAAAAAGGAAUCCAUUCCGCCUACUCUGUUAGCAGGCGAAGAUGUAUACAGGGUGUUGCCGUACGAUGAUAAAGAGGAAUGGUUCCAGUUUUUCACCUACUUGAUUAAAGAAUUGGAUAAAUCCGAAAAAUAUGGCAUCGUUAAAAGAGUUUAUGCAGCUACAAAUAAACCGCGUUAUUACGCUUUGAUUCCGGAUAUUUACAACACACCUAAAUGCUUCAUUAUGAUUGCACUACCUUAUAGACACGAAUACGUUCCGUUUAAAUGUAAAAUUCCCGAAGUACCUGUAAAAGAAGCUCCAGAAAAUCAAAAAGAUGAAAUUUCGGAUUAUUUAAACAGUCUUACUGUUGAUAACGAGAAUUCGAAUUGCAAGUUUACUACUUUGGCUCCCGUUAUGAAGUUGGCCGAGGACCAGCGAAGGAUCGUCGAUGAAAUUCUCAAAAAUUGCAUCGGAGAGGAAUUUUUCAAAUUCGAAAAUUUCGAUUUAAACUUUAGCGAAAAGAACGAAUUUAUCGAAAACUUGAAUUUAAUGUGGGACACUAAUUAG
This is a messenger RNA of Phyllotreta striolata, 1464 nucleotides long. NCBI's taxonomy places the organism in Eukaryota, Metazoa, Arthropoda, Insecta, Coleoptera, Chrysomelidae. The record is from the annotation of a GenBank genome assembly.